GAGGGUGCGAUUGUCAGGUUGUGUAGCGAUUUGACAGGGGAAAGAGCCGUAGCUUUUUUUUUCUCUUUUUUGCAGUAUAAUAUAUAGAAGAGGCGUCCUCAUCCACCGCUGCGUCUCCAUGACAAGCGGUGCCUGUGGAAUUUCUACAAUGAAAAGGAGCUUUUGCGUGUUGCGGCGGGUGAUUUUGUCAUGAAUCCUCCUUUAUCAGCAGCAUUUCCACCGUCUCGCGCCCCACACACCGAAGGCAACCGUGAACCGGAAACGUUACUGAAGUUCCGUGGAGACCUCACAGCGGAAGCUGCGACGGGUGCCCCUGCUGCCUCCCGGUGUAGCUUCUGGGCGCCGCACUCAGAAGGAGGAAAGACGGAGGCGAGGGCCGGUGCACAGCAGCGGAGUUCUCUGAUAAUGGCCUGUACUAUAGAGAAGAUUCUGACUGAUGCAAGAACACUGCUAGAAAGGUUGAAGGACCAUGACAAUGCUGCUGAGUCUCUCAUUGACCAGUCCACUGUUUUGCACAAGCAAGUGGUAGCCAUGAAAGAGGCUGGUACAGCUCUUUCUCACAAGUACCAAGAAGAUGCAGCUGAGCUGAAGGACACUUCAAAAUACAAACCUCACAUCCUGCUAUCUCAGGAGAACACACAGAUCCGAGACCUGCAACAGGAAAACAGAGAACUGUGGGUUUCCUUGGAAGAACACCAGGAUGCUCUGGAACUUAUUAUGAGCAAAUAUAGAAAACACAUGCUACAGCUGAUGAUGAAAAGAAAAGAUACCGAUGCUCAACCAGUUUUGAAAGUGCAUCAAACUCAGUCUGCUGAAAUUGUGACUCAUAUAGACAGAAUCUACGAAAUGGGAGAUGUGAUGAGGAAAGCUGUAGAAGCAGAUAACGACCAGUACUAUACUGUACAAGAAAAGCUGGCACAGUUGGAGCUGGAAAACAAGGAAUUGCGUGAGUUGUUGUCAAUCAGUAGAGAAUCUAUUGAGGUGAGGCGAGAAGAGCUGCCUGAUGAUGCAUCUCAACCCACAAAACAACUGCAUUUGAAUACUUGAUCUCAGAAACUGGUUUGCAGGGAAGUGUGUACUGUUUUUCCAAGGUGCUCCUUUAUUUCUUGAUCAUUUUCUCUUGUCUAUCAUUCCAGCUGUUGUUAUAUUAUAGACUUGUGUCCUCCAUGCACUGAUUUGGAAGUCAUGCCCUCUGCUGGCCAAGAUUUGGCCAGCAUAGUUACAAAGUGAGCAUCUACAUUCCCUUCCCUGGUGGUUUUUAGAAAACUCACCUAAGCAUUUGGAUCAACUUUGGCUUUUCCUGUGCAAAUGGAAUUAAAUGGUUUUACUUCAACAUAGCAGUAAAAUAAUCUUAUAACAUGAGACAGAUUUACUGAUUUCAGCUAGUGUUCCUUCCAAGUAAAGAUGCUUAUGAUGAAUUUAGUUUAAAUACACCUUCCUAAAGCAGUUGCAUGACAACAUUGAUCAAUAUAGAGAAUAGCAUACAAUUCUGUAAAAAUAUUCUCUGAAAUGCAUCGGCAAUAAGCCUUUCCCCUUCAGGCACAGAACAGGUUUGCCAUGGGACAUGAGAGUCCUUCUGGCAGCCUCAUGAGAUAGGAUCAUGUGCAAUGUAUAUACAACCACAUAUUAUUAAAAUUACUUGUGAAAUGACUAGAAAUAUAAAUAUUCUGCUAAAAGCAGUAUCCUUGGGAAAUCCAGACUAAGUGUUUCAAAAGUUAUCCUUUGUGAGAAACUAAUGCCAAACUACCACCGUUCUGAACAACAUUGUGAAACAGCUGGUUUUGUUUCCUGUGAGUUUUGAGGAUUCAGAUGAGUGCUGCAUGGGAAUUUCAAGCUGUGCGCCCUUGAUGGGGCGUAAUGCCCUGUCUUUUAUCAUAAAUAUUUUAAGGAAGACAUUCCUCAAGACAGAUUUGAUGGCAAAUGUUAAGCAAAUUGCAAAUUGAUUGCAGGGUAACCAGCAAAGUCCUGCCUUUUUUUGUAGCUUCCCAUAGUAUGGUGGGUACUGUUUUUGGACUGGGAGUGGUUUUGUUUUUUGCUUCCAGCUGCUCACAUGCAGAUUCACACAUCCUCGUGCUUGGAAGAUCUUAUGAUUGUUCUCAUUGUUGAGCUUAAGAGCAUAAAGACAGAAAGCCAGAUCUCACAGUGUCUAGCCUGUGUGAUCAUUUAUCUGUCUGUGCUCUCCUUGCACACUCUCAGCUUGUACAAUAUAUUGCCUGUUGCUACUGUGUUGUAAAGCAUAAAGAAACACUCUUCUGUUCCCAGAUCCCUGCUAGGAACAGGGAUGUUUUAAUUCCCUGCUUCGCUGCCAGUAAAGUUUCAGACUAAGAUCUGUGAGCUUUGCACAUGUUGUCUGUGGCUCUUACAGCUGUCGAUGUUGAUUUGAGCUUGAGGCACAAAGAUAAAAUAGCCACACCCCCACCCCUUGUUAUAUUCUUUCCCCAUGAAUAUGGUGUGAAGGACAGUUGAGCUCAUUCUUCACAUUCAUCAUUUGAGGUCUUAGAAUUCUCAGACUCAGUUUUUGCAUAUGCUACCAAGGAUGAAACUGACCGAGCUACUGCUUCUGUACUCUAUGCAAAAGUAGCCCCUUCCAUAGGACAGACUUGGCUGCUGACCAUCCCUUUGCAGUGUUAAGCCUUAAAUAUAUGCCAUCAGUGCCACCUUGAGAAUCAAGCACGCUCUUGUAAGGAGCAGCAGCGUGUGCUCAGCCUCCAAAUAUGUAAUGGGUUAUGUUGUAAAUCCCAAUAAGAUAUUAUCAUGCAGAUAAGUGACUUGUUGAAGUGUUGAUGUGCUGUGUGCCCUGCCUGCCCUCUGAUCAAUACAUUUGAAAUGUUACCUCUCAGGUUACUAAAUAUGGAUAUAGACUUAUUAUUUUCUUGAAAUAAAUGUUUUGAGGCAAUAUCACAAGUUGUGGCCUUCUAUUCUAGGGAUAAUUUCUGGACACAUCAUCAGCUCUGAGUAGAUAACUAAUGACCUACUUUGAUACUACCAGGUGUAGUUCUGUGUAUUUGCCUGUGAUUCAUCUGGAAGUCAAACUUAAAAGAAAUACUGUACUUUCCAUAGAAGAAGUUGUUCACUGUGAAUGGCUGCCAGUAAAACAAUGUUAUCUGGACAUUAAUAAUUCCAUUUAUGACUUUGUUUAAUUUGGUAAAACUACAUUUUAUUAUACCUGGUCAUUGUUGCCAAAAAGGCUCAAGAGAUUUUUUUUUGCCAUGCAUUAAACUACUACAAACAAAA
This is a messenger RNA of Heteronotia binoei (common prickly gecko), 3234 nucleotides long. It is a transcript of the gene SIKE1, whose product is annotated as suppressor of IKBKE 1. The transcript is spliced from 6 exons. NCBI's taxonomy places the organism in Eukaryota, Metazoa, Chordata, Lepidosauria, Squamata, Gekkonidae. The record is from RefSeq and is a predicted model, not a curated record. Bases 190 to 1047 code for a protein of 285 amino acids.